AUGAACAAUUCAAAGCCAAUCAAAAAGACGAGCCCAGCAACGCAAUUGGCCAGUCGAAUAACGAUCGCUUUAAUCGCCGUGCUCAUUUACAUCGUUUUAAUGGCAGUCACUGGCAGCGCUGUCUAUGCUAUUCACGGCCGACCCGCCGCCACUACCGACGUGCAAGGCGUGAAACCUGGGGCCGGUGUUUGCCCGCAGGCGAUUUGUCCAGCCAUCCCUGCGUGUCAGGAAGCUUUCUGGAUGGAAUGCGAACCGAAACCGACGGCCCCGCCCUGUUUCACGACCUUGGCUCCUUAUUGCCAGGCUUCGUGUCAAGCGGAUCACAUUUGCUUGUGCCCGACGGCCAGUCCGUGUCCCACCGUCCGACCUACACCAGCGCCACCUUCCAUCGACGUCUUCCUCACAUCGAGACGGCACACGAAGAGCGUCUCGCAAUGGCUCAAUUUUUACCCGCCAUUUUCGAAGAAUCGGCUGACCGUCGUCACCACCUUACUGGACGAAGCGCUGGAACCGUGGGCGUUGGCCGGCUACCUGCACAGGUGUGCGGACAGCCCGCAGCACCCGAGACACGAGACGACGUGCGGCUUCUGCGGCGAUCGGUACGCCUACGUCGAUUGCGUCAUGUCGAGCAAUUUGAUUGAGGAAACGAGCGGAAUGGCGGCCGUCGAUCAGACGUGGGUCAAUCAACCGGAGUUUACGGCCAUGAGGGGCCAGCUGCCCAACAUCGUCUACCACAUGCGGGAUCCCCAUCAUUUCGAGGACAUCCUGAACGCCAUCGGGCGAGCCGUUAAUUCUUUCACGGUCAGGACCGACGCGGGAAAGUCGUGCCGAGUCUGCACGGAUUUCAGUAAACGCGUUUACGACAAGUGUUUCUCCGAGGCCGAUAAGAGAUACCCUCUGUGAACAUGUAAUGUCAUCCAGUUUAACAGUUGAACCACUUGCCGCUUCUCAAUUGAUUUCAA
Molecule: messenger RNA, 962 nt
Organism: Daphnia magna
Lineage: Eukaryota; Metazoa; Arthropoda; Branchiopoda; Diplostraca; Daphniidae
Exons: 1
Coding region: 1-903 (300 amino acids)
Source: RefSeq, a predicted model, not a curated record